AUGGCACCCCUGCGGCCAUCCUGGCGGCGCCGGUCGCCGGCCAUCCUGGUGGCCCUCUCAUGGCUUGUCCUUCUUUUUGCCGGGCCCGCACGGGCCCAGGACCUGGUGCUGUAUUCGGCCCCGCAUCCGGCCCUGUCGACUGACAAGGUGCCCGUGCUUGUGCCCUUUGUGGGAGUACCAUCCUCGGCCAGUGUCUUCGGCGUGGACAAUGCCUUCCACUUCCACGAGCAGAAUCUCCCCGUGAACAACAGCCCCGAAAUCCGGUGGGGAUCCUUCUUCGCGGCGGUGCGGUUCUACAUGAACCGGGGGCGAAGCACCGACAUCUCGGGCUCCCGGGUGAUGCUCAUCCACCAAUCGAGCGGGUCGAUUCCGAUGGCCGUCGAGCACAGCCGGAGCAUGGUCGCAAUGUACACCUCGAGUGUGGAGCACUCGCUGCCGGGGCCGCAGACCGAGUUGCUGGCCGGCGUUGUGUCCAGCUCCAACAGCGCGGAUGUCCUCGGUUUGACUGGCUCGGGGAGCACCGAUCGCUCGGUCUUCCUGGGCACGCUCAGCCACUCGUCGCUGACCCCCCUGUCGCAUGAUGUCCCCUCGAUCGACGGGCCGGCAAUGGCGGUGCCCGGCGUCGGCCGGUCCUUCUACUUGGCCUGGCUCAGGCACCUUUUGCACAUCAGCCACCAGGGGUCUGGCUAUUCCACAGGCCCGACCCUGAACUUCAGUGGUGCCGUCGUGCAGAUGGCCGCCACCCGGGUGAAAUCCCCGGCCAGUACGUGCUCCGAUGCGGCGGAUGUGGUUCUCAUCCAGGACAAUCGUGUCCUGUCGGUGUUGGUCUGUCACGGCGUCGCCCCCACCGAGAGUCUGGUGGAGAUGUUGCUGCCGAGUGGGUUGCCUCUGGCAGGAGUUCGAAUUCUGGCGGCGCCAGCCUCCACCAUGAACCAGGGGGUGUCUCCUUUCUAUUUGGUCUUUCCCCAAGCGCCGGAUCCGCGGGAUCGCCUCUGGGAGAUCACCAUCCCGGUGGAGGACCUUGUCUGGCGCCGGGUCCUGCUGCCUCCGAGAGUGGUCCAAGUGGCUGACAUGCAGCUUGGGCGCUUUGCUUUGCACUCGGCCCCGGCCCCAUGGCGCCUGAUGGACCGGACCAACACCGUGCUCCUGGAGCCGGGCGAUAUGGGCUGCCAGCUUGAUGAAAGCAUUGUGUGCGACACGGCGGACCAGGUGACCGGCGCGCCGGGCGGGUGGCUUUGUGCCCCGGGCCAGGUCGAGUCGCCGUAUGUCUCGUCGAGGCACCUGUGUGCCGGGUGCGCCGAUGGCCGGUUCCUGAAACGGUCGCGCAGCGAAUUGCCCUUCUCCCUUUCGAGCCACCUCUGCCAGGUCUGUGCGCAGGGCGGAUGCCGGACAUGCGACGAGCACCACUGCCUCGUGUGCCAGGAGGGCCUCCUGCCCGAGCCGAGUGGCCCCGGGGGGGACACCGUCUGCGUGUCCAGCUGCUCGGCGGGAUUUGUCCCGGCCGCCGGGGUAUGCCGGCCAGAUGCUUCGCCACCGCUGCCGGCCUCCCUGCGUAUUGUGGGGCCGGAAAAGAUGCCGGGCUUGGCCAGCGGCGACUCGAUCACCGCCAUCGGGGAGACCUGGCUCCUGUUGAGCGACCAGGAUCCCCGGCCAGUCAUUCCGGCCACCAACACCGGCCCGGCCAUCGGGGCCCUGAUCUUCACCGAGCAGCAGAAGGUUUACUUCAUGCCGACAGGCCAAAUUGGCAACCCGAUGAAGCCGCCGCUGAAGGAGGUGAACCUGCUGGCGCAGCCCCUCUCCAGCCCGGUGAUCGCGUCGGCCGAGCUGGGUCCCUUUUUGAGCGAGGGCAAAUGGCUGUAUGUGGUGGUCAUGAGCGAUCGUUCCGGCAGCGUGUCCCAGGCUUGGCUGUCGUGCACCGGCGCGCAGGGCCCCUGCAAGGCCGACAGCCCGGCCGUGGCACAGUCCUACGUGCAGAGCCCUUGCUUUGCCCUGCGGCGCCUUGGCGUGGACAGCAUCGUGCUGUAUACCAUGUCCGAUGGAGUGUACCUGCUCCGGGCGAAUGCCAGCUCCAAGAGCCUGGCCCGGUCGCGGAUCGACGCGCGCGAGGUGCUCCGGCUGCCGGCGUCCUCGGCAGCCGGAGCUCGAAGCGAGCUGGCCGACUGGUUCCUGUGGUCGGACCUCACCGGGGGGGCCACUGCCAGCCCGGUGGUGUUUGUGAAUUCGGGCGAUUCGCGCAGCCAGUCCUUGCUCCGGCGCUUCUUGCCGGGGGCCAAUGUCCCCGGGGUCCCCCAUGUGCCGGUGCUCCUGGCACGAGGGCGCGAUGACCUGGCGCCGGAGCUGGUCUUCUCGCAGACCACCGGCGCCGAUUGGACGGUCCUCCGAGUGCCGGGGGACAUGCUGCCGGGGGGGCGCUCCGUGGAUGUGCCCUUCAGUCGCCAUGUGUUGGGCCGGCUGCCGGAGGCCCUGGGGCCCGACAGUGGCUCGACCCCGGCGGUUCACUUCCAGGGGGUGGCCCUGCCGGCCGGCGGGGUCCGGUACCCGAGCGCGUUGCUGCUGCUGGCGCGCACUUUCGUCGGGGUGUCGAUGCUGCACUGUCCGGAUGGGGGGGCUGGCGUGUGUGUUUUGCAGCCGGCCACCUUUGUCUCUUUGCUGGGGGAGGAUCGCAUUCCGACGGACGCGGCCAUUUGGAGUCCGGCCAUGGCCCUGGAUGCCAGUGGAUUGCUGGGCCCCGACCAGCUGCUGUACAUGAUGGCCUUCAAUCCCAGCACCGGGCCCAGGUCCAUCCUGCUGAGGGUCAGCUGCCCGGAGGGGACGUACGGGCUCUACUGUGAUCCCUGUGAUGAUGCGUGCCUCACAUGCCGGGGCCCGGGGCCGGGGGACUGUAAAACAUGCCGCCAUCGGCUGCCCUCCGAGCCGGAGGUGUGCCGGGCGGCCUGCCCGGCCGGGCUGUAUCCCGACCAUGAGGGCAUGUGCAUUUGCCAUUCCAGCUGCAAUGCCUGCCCCCCCGACAGCUUUGGCAAUUACCUUUGCAUCGAGUGUGUCACUGGCCAUGUUCCGGAUGUGAAUGCCGGCGAGCCGGGCCGGUGCUUCGCGUGCGAUGCAUCCUGUGGCGAGUGCUCGCGGCCUGGCGAUCCGAAAGCCUGCACCUCAUGCCCACCCACCCGGUGGCUACUGGAUGGGGCUUGCUAUGAGCAGUGUCCCGAGGGGACGCGGCUCGAUGUCGGGAAUAAUGUCUGCCAGCCAUGCGGGCUCAAUUGCCUUCUCUGCAGCAUGGAGGGUGUUUGCGAUGCAUGCGUCGAGCGGCACUUCGCCGCUGGCGAUGGGUCCUGCGCGGUGUGUGACGGAUCCUGCGUCGACUGCACGGAUGGCAUUUCCUGCACGGCAUGCCGGCCGGGGCUGGUGUUCCUCGGGACCGAUGCGCAAGUGCCAUCGCUUUGCGGGAGUUCCUGCCUGCCGGGCCAGUUCGUCGGUGCUGGCCGGUGCGCCGAGUGCGACGCCAGCUGCGAGUUGUGUGCCGGGAGCGCGGCCGCCUGCCAGGUGUGCGCCGAUGGCUUCCGCUGGGCCGGCCGGCCGGCGGCCGGGGCCACCGGGACAUGCGUGCCCUGCGCGUCGGGCUGUGCCUCCUGCACGGCAGACAAAUGCCUGACCUGCGAGGCGGGCCUGUUCCUGGCAUCGGACGGGACGUGUGUGAGCACGUGCCCGGCCGGGGCCUGGCCCAAUGGGGAGUCCUGCCAGCCGUGCGACAUCUCGUGUGCCACCUGCACCGGCGGCGGCGGGGCCGACCAGUGCACCGGCUGCGAGGAGGGCUUGGACUUCGUCGAGAGCGCCCCCGGCGUCGGGGCAUGUGUUUCCGGCUGCGACGAAGGCCAGUACCGGGACCCGGACGCCCGCACCUGCCUGCCGUGCGACGCGGCCUGUGCCACAUGCAACGGUCCGACCGACAAGGACUGCUGGCGCUGCCGAAAGGCGAUCUUGCAAGAUGGCGACUGCGUGCAGGCGUGUGCUGCCUCGUAUGUGGCCGUGGCUGGGCGCUGCCUGCCGUGCCAUGCUUCGUGCGCGCAAUGCAUGGGGGUCCGGUCGACGGAGUGUGUGCCGGCCUGCCCGAGCGAGCUGCUGGCCCUGCCGACCGGGGCGUCUCCCACGCGGUGUGUGCCGGCCUGCCCGGCGGGCUACCACACCACGGCGUCGGGGUGCUCGCCGUGCGGGUCCCAUUGUGCCAGCUGCCCGGCCUCGGCGGCGUCCUGUGCCCAGUGCGAGCGCGGGUGGCUGCUGGCCAGCCCGGAGUGUGUGUCCUCCUGCCCGGGCGGCAGUCUGCCGCUGGGGAAUGUGUGCGCCACCUGCCACGGGACGUGUGCCACAUGCUACGGCCCGGGGGACAACAACUGCCUCUCCUGCAGCCCCGAUGCUCCCUUCAUGGUGGGCGGGCGGUGCCAUGCCGCCUGCCCGGCCGGCACGCACGAGGUGCUGGGCGCCUGCCUGCCCUGCCACUCGACAUGUGCGGCGUGCGAGGAAUCCGGCGAUGACCGGUGCACCGCGUGCUCGGGCGACCGGGCCCUGCUUGGGGGCGAGUGCCUGCUUGGCUGCCCUGCCGGGUUUUUUGCCGAGAACAACGUGUGCACCCAGUGCGGGCCCUCGUGCGCCACGUGUGACCGCCCGGGCAGCUGCACGGGCUGCGCCCCGGGUCGGCUACUCCAGCCGGAUGGGCUGUGCGCCGUCGGCUGCCCGGCCGGGUGGACGGAGUGUGCCGCCUCGGCCGGGUGUGUCCAGUGCCCGGACCACUGCCGUGCGUGCCUCUCGCAGGGGCCCCCCUGCGAGGCCACCUGUACGGCCUGCGAGGCGGGGUAUGUCCUGUCCUCGGGGCAGUGUGCCACGAGCUGCCCGGCCGGGGCCUUCCUCUCGCGGGAGUCGGGCACCUGCCAGCAGUGUGCGAGCGCCUGUCGGACUUGUGUCGAAUCGGCGGACCGCUGCACUGGCUGCGCCAUGGGGGUGCUCCUGCCGGGGGAGGGCACCUGCGUGUCGGCCUGCCCGGGCGCCUCGGCGCCGGUGGAUGGGGCGUGUCUCGGCUGCCCGGCCGGAUGCGAGCAGUGUCGCGCGGGCCCGGGCCAGCCCGGAUGCGAGCUCCAGCAGGAUGGGCAGCUUGCCUGUCCCGAGGCCACUUCCUGCUCGCGCUGCAUGGCGGGGCUGCUCCUGCAGGGGGACACCUGUGUGGCAGCAUGUCGGAAGGACCAUUACGCGGAUGUGGCGGCCAAUCCGCCGGCCUGCCUGCCCUGUCACAGUGGGUGUGUGAGCGGCUGCACCGGGCCGGAGCCGGCCGACUGCGACCAGCUCCCCCGGCCCACGGCGUCGCGUGUGGGCCUGGCCGUGGGUCUGUCGGUGGGGCUGCUGCUGCUGCUGGUCCUGCUGAUCCUGGCGGUACUGUGCCUUGUGCGCCGGCACAACCGGCGGGCCAUGCUGGCCAAGGACCUCGCCGCCCAUGACGCGGAUGCCACCAUGCUGAACACCAUCGUGGAGCUGGCCCUGCCCGGGGCCAUUCUGGUGAGUGUGGACCUGGACUUCCGGCCGGUCAAUGAGCAGCUCGGUGCCGGGACCCAGGCAUCGGUCUAUGCGGCGCAGGCGGUGGGCACGGGGAUCAUGGCGCGCCUGGGCUGUCCGGAUGUCGUGGCCCUGAAUGCCAUGACGGUGCGGUACGCGGCGCCCGAGGUGAUCGGCGCCUUCCAGCGUGGUGUCCCCCUGGAGCCGGAGCUCCUCUUCGCGGGGGACAUUUACAGCGCGGCGGUCAUGCUCAACGAGUGCCUGACCCGCGCGGCCGUGUGGCCUGGGAAGGAUCUCCAGGGCAUCGUGGCGGCUGUGAUGGCCGGCGGGCGACCGGACAUGUCGGCCCUUCCGGCUGCCGGGCCUUUUGCCGCGGCCGGAGACCUUAUCCAGGCAGCUUGGCAGGAUGACCCGGCGCGCCGGCCCUCGGCGGCGGCCUUGCGCCAACGGUGUGCCGGGCUGUUUGUGGCCGCCGGAGGUUUGGGCAGCGACUCGGGGCCGUGA
This is a messenger RNA of Fonticula alba, 6036 nucleotides long. RefSeq lists its product as hypothetical. Bases 1 to 6036 code for a protein of 2011 amino acids. The record is from RefSeq and is a predicted model, not a curated record. NCBI's taxonomy places the organism in Eukaryota, Rotosphaerida, Fonticulaceae. The transcript is spliced from 3 exons.